Amoebophrya sp. A25 is the source of this 16111-nucleotide messenger RNA. NCBI's taxonomy places the organism in Eukaryota, Dinophyceae, Syndiniales, Amoebophryaceae. The record is from the annotation of a GenBank genome assembly.
GAUAUUAUCAAGAAUAAUUAUGGCUGCGCUGGAACAAGAUCAAGAACUGAAACUCGGUUCAUGAAGUGUGUCAGAAUCGACAUCAACUGUGCCUAAGUAUUGCCUACACUUAAUCGCGUUUGUGUAUCUGAAACUGAAUUCAUGGCCAAGCUCGUUCUGUGAUGGGAUCGACAGUACGUGUGCCGUAGCGUCAUGGCUUAUGUACUUGUAACAGUUGCAUCUAAAAAUGGUCUAUUUGUUCUCUUUCUCACUACCACUAACUUACUGGGACUAAGUGUAAGAAGAGGUGGUCUAUGGCUAUAUCUUUUGAUGCCUAGAGCUAGAUGUAAGCAGGGGAGCGCUUACAGAUUUCCUCACCAUGAUAAUCAGGCCACUUUUCAAAAGCGCUCCCUUUUUCUAAAAGACUAUCAAUGCGGAGACGUUUAUGCCCGCUGUUGCCGACGCAAUUUGUUUUCUGCGCGACCUGCUCACGAAGCACACCCAUGUUUUUCUGCACGAGUGGGAAGUUACUUCGGAGUUCAUUCCGAUUCCCCUCACCAAUUUACGUCGGUGGUGAUCCUCUUUCUACAAUCUCAAAUCAAAAGUUUAUAGAAUUUAUUGGAGUCGCAAUCUGAGGACAAGCGAUAUCCAACGCGGGGAAUUCAACUACGGGGGGAACAUACAAUACAGGAAAAUUGCCGACAUAUCAGAUAAAAAGCCUACAUUCUCGCAUGGUGGCGUUGCCUUCCUGCUCUAACGCUGCCACCAGAUGAUGCUGCUCCUGACAGCUGUAGUUUAAGGGCCCUCCCUCUUGCAAGUUGGUCAGUCUUUAGAUAUUAUUUGGAGUAGUGUGGAUAUGUGCAUGUGGAAAGACCAUGGAAUAAUUAUCAUUUUUCGGGGAUCAUGGAAUGCUUGCAAUUUUUCCAUUUUCUCUGCUUGUUUUUAAAGUGGUGCGAUAUCCUGGCUAGCCUCCCAAGCCUUCUAGGCUUGCUGGCCGGGGCUUCUAAUCUAGCAAGCCCCGGCACCCUUUUGCUUCUGAGUAGGCUAACAAGCUGCCCAGAGCUUCCGAGUUGACUGGCGAGCGCUUCUCCUGAGUGCUGGAGGCGCAAACUUUUGCCAAGGCUCUUGAGAUUGAUAGCCGACCAAGGCUUCACGACCAGCUGCCUUCCCAAGGUUUCUGAGCUAGCUGGCCAAAGCUUCUGAGCUAGCCGCGCAGAGCUUCGCUCUGCUCUGUUAGCUGGCCGAGGCUUCCAGGCUAGCUGGCUCAGGCGCUUCGGAGCUAGCUGGCCAAGGCUUCGGAGUCAGCUGGCCAUCGCAUUCGCCGGCGCUGGCUUCUAUCAUCUAAGUAAGCUAGCCAGCUGGCCAGGGCUUGCUACUGCUCCCAAGCGAGUGAGCUGGCGGGAUUUUGGUUGGCUUUAAGCUCACUGCUGGCGCGUAUGAUUUUGCGAAAGAAAAGGCGCCAGCCUUUGCACGUUUAUUGAAUUUUUUAACGGUGAGAGCACGUAGCCCACUGGCUAGCUAAUGCGAAUCAGCUAAGGGGCUACCCUUGGAGGGGCCGCUGAGGGGCUCGGCGUUCGUGCGUGGUCUGUUCUUUUUGGAGGCUGAAGGGCGGGGUGUGCGGGGGAACCAUGCUCACGGCGAUCGGGGGAUCGCUUGGCCCUUGGGGUCGCCUCAUUUUGUUAACGGAAGAGCGGGCAGCGCCAGGCCCAUCUGAGCCCCCUCCAAAGGGGUCCCAAACAACGGGGACGCCCCCUUGGCUUUGUCCAGAUUUGCGCUGGUCUUCUGUAGAAUUUAUUAGGGAUAGCCCCUCGCUUUUUUUAGAUCAUAUAUGAAGCCACAACGAAGCGGCCCCUUUCCUCUUCCUAAUCUUCUGGCUUUCAUUGUGGCCAAAGUUUGGGCCCUUUCUAGACCGACUCCAGAGCCCCUGAUGAAUUAGGGGGAGGCAGUGCAGGAGGGUAAGAGAAAGCGAAACGGGCUCCCCUCGCGCUCGCCUCCUUGGGUUCCCACGGAGAGGCGGCGACCGCAGGUCUGGCCCCUCUCUGCGGGGUCGAGUAGGGGCAGCUUUGUAUCUUAAGGGGGGCGCCCCUCUUAGGUAAAACGGUUGCGGGGGUGAGAUGGCACCCCGCCCCACCCGAUCGGUGGGCUUGCGUCAUCAUCGUCAUCGACUCCAGCGCCCAAACUCGACCCAGAUAGCCACGGACUGGCUCGCAAAUGGUCAGCGCGGCGGCCUUCCAUUUGGCUGGAUUUGUAGCCGCCGGAUUCUGUGCGGCCAGCAUUCUUUCAAGGGAGCACCCCCUCGCUGUAGGGUCGCGAUUGGCGCUGGCCUCUAUAGAGGCCUACGGGGAAGCCCAUGCGGGGCGGUGUUUUGCCCUUAUCUGUUUCCCUGACCCUCUCGUCUUGGCCUCCUUCCUUGGCCUCUUGUCUGUGGGGUCUCCACGGGCUCCAUAGGUAUAAAGAGUGGCCCCGGCCUUAGGCCUCCUAUCCUGCUUAGUUAGAUAGCCAAUUACACUACUGACCAAUGCCCGCGAGCUUCCUAAAAAAAUAGAAAGUUGGAAGUUUUUGGAAAGGCGCGCUUGAUGCUCGCCGUCGAUGGCUUUUUGGCUGGUGGCUGUGGCUCCCGGCUUAGGCACCCAGAGGCUUUAAGCUAGCAAGCUGGUUGCCUCUGGCUUUUAAGCUAGUUGGCGAGGGCUUCUGGGCCAGGUGGGGGUCCAGUUUCUCGGCUCUCUUGCGAUGCUGUCCGGGCUCAUUGGCUUUGGCUUCUGGGCUAGCUGGCUAGGGCUUCCGCUCUACGCUGGCUGGCUACUUGUCUAUGCUGAUUGGCUGCGUGGCUGACAUGCGUUGGCGUUUCUUUUGCUGUUGGUUCUUAUCUGCCUGCUUUUCAAACCCGGGGACUGGCGGGCCCCUUUUGGGGCCCGCGUACGGGGCGCGCGUGCAUAGUCAUACACAUAGGCCUAGAAGGUGAGGCCUUUCACUCAGUACGCCCAACUAUGUGCUCGGAGAUAUUCGCACUUAAAUCGCCAGCAAUUAUUUUUUAAGGCCAAGACUUCGGCUUGUCCUCGUGGAGACCUCCUUAAGGAGCUUCUGCAAGGAGACUGCAUUCCUUAAAGAAUUUCGAUUAUAGAAAUCCACUAUAGGGCUCCCUUAAGGGCAAAAAAUGACCCUGAGGGUCCCCUGUAACAAAAUUGGGCUAAGAAUAUAGGAAGGCCCUCUUUAUUGAUGAAGCAAGUGCCACCUCUUUCUUAAGGGCCUCCGCUUGCUAGCUUAGUCAUGGCUAGGUAGCUCGCUGCUUAGCCGUAGCUAGCUAAGCUUGCUAGCAUAGCAAUAGGAUAGCUUGCCUGUUGGCUUAGCAGUGGCUAGCUAGCUUGCUAGGCUAGCCCUAGCUAGCUUGCUAGCUGCUUAGCCAUGGCUAGCUUGCUCGCUAUUUCGCCAUAGCUAGGAGGCUCUCUAGCGGCUUAGCCGUAGCUAGCCUGCUAGCUGCUCGGCCUUAGCCAGCUUGCUAGCUGCUUGGCCAUAGCUUAUUCAACUGGAUUGCUACUGGCUGACUAACCAUAGCGGGAGCGCGAGCUGCUUGGCCAUAGCUAGCUUGCUAACAGCUUAGCUCUGUCUAGCUUUCUAGCUGUUUCGCCAUUGCCAGCGCGCUAGCUGCGUAGCCGUUACAAGCCUGCUAGGUUAGCACAUUAGCCUGCAGGCGCGCUGGCUUCGGCUUGGCGCUAGCUUAAGUAGCCAUUGCCAGCUUGCUAGGCGAGCCAUGACUGCCUUGCCAGCUUAGCCCCGCGUAGCUACGUAGCUUGUUUCCGUAGUCAUGACCAGCUUGCUACCUAGCAGCCUCGCCAAGGCUAACCUGCUAGCCGUAGCCACUCCAGCUCGGUAGCUUCGCAAAAGCUAGCCAGCUGACUUUGCAAUGGCCAGCGCAGGGGGCCCAUAAUGGGCCCGCUUUCUGGGCAUGCACUAGAUAGGCCAAAUCAUGGAAAUGGGGGAAAACUAAACCCAAAGCCCUAAGCAAGAGUCGCAGUGAAUGCAAAGUCAUUCGCCUGGGCGCCGAACUUGUUUUCGCCUUCGAUCAAGAGUUUCACAGCUUAUGACGUGUUUCAACAUGAUGGCUACACACUAGAGAGUGUAGAACGUUCCCAGAAAUAUGGUUUGGAAUUUAUAUCUUAGGUUCGUACUAGCGUCAUGGGCUAGUAGAACAUUGAGAAGGCCUGCACACUUCUAGAAAUAUAAGAGGCAUGAGUGUCGUUCUCGUAAUUGGAAUCGCUUACAUUUGACAGACUGGGCAUUUUUUCAUAACUGGAGCAAGAAUCUACUUUGGCCAUGAUCGUUCUAUACUCAGACUGCUUAGCUAUAGGUCUAAUCGUUGUAGAAAAAUGUGAAUAGAUCUAAUACCAUCAUACGAGGAAGUUAGUCAGUAGAUUAGUAACGACUAACGGGGAAUAGCCCCCUAGCAGGCUAUCACUUCUCAGCCCCCUUCCUUUCUAUUAGCGAGACGCUUCGGUCUCGUCUUUCUUCCUCUCGUGUUGUAGCCGUGUGCUCUUGGGUCUUUUUCUCUCCAGCGACGCUUCACCCGCGUAAUCGACGUGGCUGGGGGGUUCAGGUUAAAAGCUGCGCGCUACGUACUCCACUAGAGUAGGCGACCUGCAAGCUGUGUCCCCCAUUUCCAACGCCCCAUCUCAAGGGAGCCCCCGUAGCGGGGUGCGCGGCUAGGUUCGCUCCCCUCUACUUGUAUAAAUCUUCAUAGUUCGCCUUUUCUUCCAAGAGAAAUAAUUGCUCACUUUCUCGCCAUGCGAACUCCGAUACAGGUUUCUUUCGAUUUCCAAUGAGCCCCAACGAUGAGAAGGCCUUCCGCCUUACUACUUAAUGGCGCUACUGCUGGAACAUCCAGCAAAACAGUAAGCGAGUGAAGGGCACAGCAGUAACUGUUGCCAAUUCUAGCCCUGUUGGGCAGAAUGGUAAUGGAUAGGCCAACAGCGUGAAACUGCUCAAGGAUCUCAGUCAAGAGGUCCACCAAGAUCGUCAACCAAAUGGCUACAGGGUCAGAAUCACACCAAUAGGAAGACCAACACGAUCACACCAAGGGGAUCGCCAUCAGGGUGAUCACCAUAGGAGUGGAAUACUAUCGGGAUCGAGAACAUCAGCGCCGAGGCCCCUAGCGUAGCAAGUAGCUUGAUACCAUACCCAUAGACAUGAACGGGCACACUUUGAAACUGCACGAGAAUCAUUAAACUGAAUGGACUUGCUCCAGCCUUCGCAGGUAUAGCGAGGGGGGUACUGUUUACAACUUGACUCCCCUGCGGGUCUAGUUUUCUAGGUUUUCAGUGUUCUAACGUUCUAGCUAUACCUUAGAGGCCAUCGGGUCAGCUUCAAUCUUUUCUAUAGCCUCACCAGUUUGCAUCUGCGUCGCCUGAAUAAUUAAGCUCUUCGCCGUUCUUCUGUAGAUUCAAAAUGGGCGCCGAAGGCAAGAGCACCUCUCGCCUCGAGGAAUUCUCGGGCAGUAGCAAAGACUUGCCUUGCUUCUGAGAUUGGCUCGACAAGGUCUAUCCUCUGCUGGAAGAAGCAAGCACGGGCGCCCACCUUAAGGACAUUCUGGAAAAGAAAGAGAAGGCGGAGGAGGUGCCUGCACUCGAUGCAGUACAGCUAGGCCGCUGGUAAGCAUCUAAAGAAGGUGAAGGCUGUUGUAGCUUUGAACGCUCUCCCGGGUGACUCGCCGGCUUUGGCUGUGGCUAGAAUGGCCUCUCCUCAGCGCGUCCCUUCGCUCUUGGCUUCCUUGUGUCAAUAGUACGCAAGUCAAGAAACCAGCGCUCGUUUCUCCGGGUGCAAGCAGAUGGUGGAUCUUCAGCCUUCGGGUAUGGGUGUCAUCAGCCGGAUCGAAGGAAAAGAGGCCGUAAUGGCUGAAACUCUGCAGAAUAAAACUGACGCGAGAGAGCUCUUGGCCGCGUGCGUCUUCAUUGGCGCCGAUAAGAAGUCCGAUGUAGUAUCAUCUUCCAUGUUGGCACGCCAAGGGGCGCCACUUGAUGUCGCCCAGCCUUCUUUGCGCGAGUUCGCGGCUCUGCAGGACCUCAAAGAAAGGAGGCGAACACGAGCAGGACGCUGCUGCGCGUGCAGUAGUAAGCCUGAAGAAACAGGCCCAACCCUUGAGGGAUAAACUUGCCCACAAGGGUAAAGGAAAAGGAAAGGGCAAAGACCCGCACAAGAGAAAGGCGAAGAAGGAUGGGGAGUGGCGCCCGCACUGCAACAAGCCUGGGCAUCUUGAAUCUGGGCGCUGGGCAAAAGAUCCAGGCAAAGCUCUCAAGAGCUUGCGGGACAAACUAAGCAAGAAGAAAGCUGACGGCAAUCCGGUCAUUGUCGGCGAUGGUGACUCCGUUCAGGCCGGAGACCAUCAGGAAGGCGCUGACAUGGCUCCCAAAGCUGAAGAACAAAGCGAAGACCCUACCAAGAUUCAAGAGCUCAGCCGGAGUGCGUUCGUGCUUGUUCUCCGGGUGACUUGGCUCACAUGGGGCCCAAGUGUGAGGAGACCGAGAAGAUGCGCGCGAAGGUUCUGAAGGAGGUGGAGCUUUACAACAAAGAGAAGGAGAAUGAGAAUGAGGGUUACUUUCUUACUUCCCAACGAUAACGAAGAAAAAGAAGACAAAUCCUCGAUGAUGGAUACUACCGGAGGCGUCGAGAUGUCGGCCCCUGCUGAACCUACUUUGUAUUGGUGUUCUUCUGUGACUGGUGCUGAGGUAUUUGCCGCGGGCGUGCUGGGUCAUGCGUCAAAUUUUCAGCCUAUUGGGCAUGUGUUCAACGGGCAACACACAGCAAACCAGAGCGACAGAACAAGAAAAGGAGGAGGCAGGUGAUUAGUCGUCGGCUUCCGAGUCGUAUGGUCGGGCUUUGGAUGAGUGCCAAUCGGUCCCAUGUGUUGUGAGUCGGUUGGCGGCACCGGCACAAGCCCAAGACAACAAAGGCCACCGGCCUCACGUGAGUCGGUAAGGACAAGGUCGGACCUGUACACGGGUACGAGUUAACGUAGUUCAUCUUCGUCGGCCACGGUAGGUUCGGCCAAAAGUAGGAGCUGGAGGAACAGCUUCGGGGCGCACGCUAGUCCUGCAUUUGUAGGUGGGCAAGCGCGAACGACGCUGCGCCAUAAGCAAGCCUUCGGGAGGGGGGCCGGCAGUCCAAGUGGAUUGCUGACUCAGGGGCAUCCCAUCACAUGACGGGCGACAGAUCUUCGCUCAAGAAGUUCACAGGUGUGACGCUUCCACUGAGCACAGCCGGCGGCCCUUGUAAGACAAAGGCCUGAGCUGGGUACUUUGAAGCUAGUCGCUUACUGUUUGGCGAUGGGGCUUCAUCGUCCUGAUUUGCGUCGGCAGCUCCUCUCCGUGGAAGAGCUAACGCAAGCGGGCGGCGAGCUUCGUUACGCAAAGAACUCGCGGACUGUCUACGAUCCUUCGGGUGAAGGGCGCGCUGGCUGCUGAGCUUCAGAGCGGAGCGCUGGCGGCAGCUGUUUUAUUUGAAACAGAAGCGCCAGCGCGCAGCUCAUUUAUCUCCAGUGUGUCAAACCCACAAAACAAGCUAAGACUGCGGCAGAGGUUAGCGCGCUUCAACGUCUGGGGCCAAGUGGUUCCUUGUCCGGAUUGUGCUAAGGGUGAAGCGUGUGGCCAAGUGUCUUACAAGAAGCAGCGGGGCCCGAGUUACAUGGUUGAGAACUGGCAUGACCAGGCCGAUUGUGACUUCAUGGGGCCGCUGCCAGCGAGUCACUUAGGUAAAGAGUACGCUUUUGCCUUGAUAGACUCUCACGCAUACGGAUUUGGUUGAAGUGUGUGCCAUAUCGCAAAAGUCUGACUGUGGUGCAGCUCUAAAGCAAUACUGCCGUGAGAUGGGCAGUAAGCCCAAAAGGGUUCGCGCUAUCACUAAUGACGAGCCUACACUGAAAGGGCCUGGCAGUAAAUGGAGACUGACACGGGCGGGAUUGGGCAUCCAGGUCCACCUUACGCAUUCACUUCCCUACGAACCUCAACAGAAUGGCAAAGUCGAAAGCUGGACGCGCACGAUGGCAGACGCCACCCGGGUGAAUAUCCAAGGCGUAGGCCCAGCCGUCUGGGACUGGUGCGCGCGCUGCGUUGCGUACGUGUUUAACCGUCUACAGAGGAGGAAAGACAAGCCAGGCGCGCCUAUCGGCAAAGGUUCAACAAACAGGCGCCCCUUAAGCACCUAAGGGGGCGUGGCUGCAUGUGCUACGCCAAAAUCCAUGCGCAGCUAAGAAAGCUGGUGGACAGAUCUGAAGAGGGGACCUCUCUCGGAUAUUCUAGAGAGAUUCCCGCUUUUCUUGUAGGUGUAUGGCACAAAGGCGCCAACGGUGCGGAAAAGCUUGAGGCCAUCGAGAGUGCUUCUGUGAAGUUCGUGGAAGAUUGUCUCACUGAUGAGGUAGAUUCUCUUAGGGCUGAUGGCGGCCCGUUGCUUAUGUAUGAAGCGGAGACUGCGUAUAGCUGAUCCGGCCGAUGUUGUAAGGAGGAGUCGCGACCUCUGUGCAGCACUCGGAGGGGGCGGCGAGGGUGAGCGGUCGCAAACUUCAGAGGGGGCGGAUAGCCUGGAGGCCAAGAGAAGGAAAACGGAGAACCCAUCAGGCGCAGAUGGCUCUUCAGGAAACAAAGCGGCUGACUUUGAUGCUGGCAAAAGCACAGCGAAACCAAACAGACAGUCCCUGGCGCUCAGCCGACAGAUUGAUGGAAGCCCAUCGUCGUCUUCAUCAGCUGACGGCCAGCCACCGGCGGCGGGACCGAUCAACCAGCACAGCAGCCGAAUCCAAAUGGGUCGACUGAGUCUCCUGCCGAAAGAGGCAAAACAGAGAAAGAAGUGGAACGCUUAGGAGCGGGGCAACUUGAUUCAAGUAGGUAGGUUCCACGCGUGGGGCAAGGUCCUAGGCGACGCGCAACAGCCUCAGGGAGGUCCUGCGACGGAUUCCCCAGAUUGUUCGCAUCUAAUAGAUGACGACCCGAAUCCCUUCAAGAUGGUCAACCGUGGCGGAACGGUGACCAAAGUACGGCUUAGGUGGGGCCGUCCUACGGGCUUGACAAAAGAACAGUGCCCGCACUGGGCAGCCAGUGGCUGAAAGGAGAAAAAGAGAAAAGGAAUGCAGCAAGAACCUCCGCGGGAUGACAUAGUAAGCAGAAGCUAACGCCGCGAGUGCGUUUACAGCUUUUGGAGGUCCUAUGUUUAUGCUGGAUCUUGAGGAAAAGGAAGUGGCAACGUCCUCUGCUCUUACUGCUCAGGUCACUCGUGCAGAAGCCAUGAAGGGCCCUGACUCUGUGAAAUUCGUGGAGGCUGACAACCUUGAAAAGCUGCAGCUAGAAAGCUGUAACGUUUGGCGCGCUCUCCAUGGUGGUGAACUCAAGGACGACGAUGAGACUGCCCCGCGUGUUGUCAUAUACACAAAGGAGCGACGUGGUAGAUACAAGGCUCGCCGCGUUGCUUAGCUUUAGGCAAUAGGUAGACGGAAGCUAGUAAGGCUGAGAGCUUCUCGCCAACAAUCUCGCGCGCGGCUAACAGGGUGCUGCUAGGUGAUGCUGCUGCCAAUGGCAAAGCCUUGGGCCAGUUUGACAUCUCUAACGCAUUCGUUAGAGGCGAGCUGGGGGAUGAUGAGCGUGUGCUCAUUAGACUCGGAGAGCAUUGGUCAGCGGACCCGCGUGGGGACGUUGUGAGACUAUUGGAGAGCCUUCACGGACUGAAGGCAGCACCUAGGAAGUGGCGCGAUUGCUACUCUAGCUGCCUACUGAAAACAGGUUGGGAAAGGUGUCCCAAUGAGCCUGGUCGCAAGGGUGUAAGUAUCGCCACCUAUUUUGAUGACUCCCUAGCUAGCGCCAACACACCGGAGGAAGUGGACAAAGUGACCAGGGAAAUCCUGGCGCACUUCGAUGGUAGAGCAAUUGACGCUGAAAGGCUUGCAGACAAGAGAGCCCACGCCCGUGAUAUCUUGGGGGUGUGACUGUCGUACGCCAGAGGGUCGAAGGAUGGAGAUGGAACUCGACUCAGGUCAGUCCAUCAAGAAGCUAGCCGAGAGGUUCAAGGUAGAACCAACCAGGUAGGGCUAUUCAGUCGCCUGGUGUUUAGGGCGAUCUUACUGAAUGCGCAGAAGAUUCAAACUCCCCACUGAGAAGUCUCACUCGUCGGAGGUUUGUAAUGCAAUGACUGCCACACAAGCAAGACCAGACUGCUCAUUUGCGGUGAACCGCGUUGCGAGGCAUGUCACGACUCUGACUUCGGCACUCGUAACAGCUCCAAGACGUGUUCUGCGGUACAUGCUGCAAGCAGCGUCUUGCGGGGUUGAGUACAGUCCAACCCGGGAGAAGGAAUUCUUCCAGACCUAUGAGAAAGUCCGCAAGAGUCACAAGAAGUCUGACUCGCGAGACUUUGUGGCGUUUUCUGAUGCAGAUUGAUUAUGCGGGGCGCACAGUCACACUGUGUAGCUGCUCGGGUAGUAUGCUCUACUAUAGGGGUGCUCCAGUUGCUUGGAGCUCUCGGAGGCAAUCCAUUAGAGCAGCUAGCACUUGCGGGAGUGAGUGCGUGGCACUGUUCGACACGCUCCAACUUGUGAAGUCUCGAGGCUUCAUGGGGUAGCAUGCGUCCAGCGCUAUGCUGCCACAAAUUUUCUGUGGCAAUCCGUCUGCUAUCGUGGUGGCUGGCAGGGACCUCCCUACCAACCAAGAAAGCGGAGCAUUUCCAAAUGCGUUCUCACGCGGUGAAGGAUCACGCAGAGGGCAUCUGCUACUGCCGACUCAUUUGAAUCGAGCUGAUCCGCUUACCAAACCAAUCGGGAAAUCCUUGACGGUGUUCCAGACACCGCCUGGCACUUCGCUCAGCGACAAGAAGCGCGACGCGCGUGCGUUGUAUUGCUGCACCGCUUGAGGGCGAGCGUGGGGUAAGUAUCAAGGCCAUGGGGGACUGCGGGAACCUAUGGAGAGCGGUGCUUUCUUCCCAUGCCAUGCGCCGCGUCAUCGGUAGCGUUGGAGCCCUGAGCUUCGAGGAAUUAUUAUUCAAAAACAUUCUCAAAAAAUUUGCAAUCGUUUGGCGCUGUGGGUUGCUUGUGUGGGUAUCUCUUCGGCAGGUUUGGGCGGGUAUUUCUGCAGGAGCUCAGGCGCUUGCUUGGUGGCGUGGUUGUCUGCUGGGAUGAUCGGAGGCCGCAGGGGGUUGGGGUGGGCCUUUGGAUCGGGGCGGGGUGCUGGUGGUCGAGCUCGGUGGCAGAGAGGUGCGCUAGGGGUUCGUUGGGUUAAGGGCAGUCGGGGCGACAGGUUUAGGGCUUGGCGGUGUCGCUGCUUAGCUUUCUGGCCUCCGGGGGGCUCGCGUGCCCGAUUCUUACCCAAGGGGCCACGCAGGGGUCUGCGGGGUGCCUUCGUGGGCACCUCGGUGGGCCCUUUUUUAGCAAAGUGAAUUAUUCUGGAAUAAUAUAGCCGCAUAAGAUGGCAAAAAAUAAAUUAUUCUAGAAUUUUCUAGGAAUUUUCUAGAAAUUUUCUAGAAAUAAUUUACUUUGGCUAUGAAAGUAAUUUCUUCGGAAAUUAUUUCCGUUCUUGGGUCCACAGGGGUGGACGGGAGUGAGGGGGGGCGCGGUGGUCUCGAGGUGUGGGCCUUUUUGUCUUUCCCCCCGUGGGGCCCCGGCAGAUGGCUGGAGGGCAAGUGCUAGCUGAUUGAUUGCAGGUUCUGAGGCAGGCGCUCGGCUUGUGUUCGGGUCGUGGAUUGCUCAGGGGUUCGCCGUUUCGGCAUUGUCUCCGUCUCUGGGUGCCUCUAGGUGUGUGAGUCUUCUGGGGUGGUUGGUUGUGCAUUCGGCUGGGCUUGGGUCUUGGGUUUUCAAAUUUUUGCGGAAGUUUUCGAAAGUUGUAACUACCAGCGGCCCCGGGCUCCAAGUAGCGCACUGGGGGCGGGCAGCUAGGUGCCUGCGGGGGUUUUUGUCCGUACGUAGUGGGAUCUGCAUUGAUUUCCAAUCGGGUGGCGUCUCAGGUGACCGUAGCCAUUUCUCAUAGUGAGCGACUGUCGUCUUUCUGGUGUUGGCUUUGGGCUGGUUGACUGUCGUUGUCGUUUCUGACUCGGUGUUCUCUAUGCAGUGGCAGGGCGAGGGCAUAGGCUUUCAUCGUUGUCACUGAGAGGGGGAAUGUUAGGCAGAGUAAUUUGAUAGGGGAUAGAUCAACAACGUGAAACGGCUCAACAGUCAAGAGGCCCACCAAGAUCGUGAACCAAAUGGCAAAUGGUUACAGGGUCAGAAUCACACCAGUAGGAAGGCCAACACGAUCACACCAAGGGGAUCACCAUCAGGAUGAUCGCCAUGGGAGUGGAAUACUAUCGGGAUCGAGAACGUCAGCACUGAGGCCCCUAGCGUAGCAAGUAGCUUGAUACUCAUAGACAUGAACUGGCACACUUUGAAACUGCAUGAGAAUCACCAAACUGAAUGGACUUGCUCCAACCUUCGCAGGUAUGGCGAGGGGGAUACUGUUUCCGACUUGACUCCCCUGCGGGUCUAGUUUUCUGGGUUUUCAGUGUUCUAACAAGCCCCGCGACGUGGUUCCCCAGGGGAAGGGUGCCACGCGAUGGGAACGAGCCCGAGACACUUGCUAGACAGAGCACACACGUGGACAGCCUUCAGCAGGCGCCAGACUUGGGAAGAAGCUGCAGAAAUGUCCUCACUGUGCAGGAGCAGGAUUGUCGACAACUGAAGCACUCCGCUGGACUCGAAUAGCAGUGCGGCGUGAUCUUGUGUGGGUGCAUUACGCCGGAAAGGGGUGGGGACGCCUGCGGGCUUAUCUUCAGGCGGAAGACAUAAGGAGGCGCAUGCCCCCCGGGGCAGGUUCGUCCACCAGGGUCUGACGCUUUGAGAGGCCACGCGGGUUCUUUGGGGUUCAAUGCUGUAAGCUUUUGCCUGUCUGUGAUUCGUGGUGAGUGAAAGCGGGCGCUUUGGCUUUUCUAGUGCAUGUCUUAGCGCUCAGAACUCACGUCCGAAAUUUCAAAGCUCACGCACGCCUUAACGCUCAAGGCCCACCCUGACUGUAUAGCCUUCAAAAUCCACGCUGAAACUUUCGAAGUUCGGGGCUUGGGUGACUUCUCUCCAAAAUUCAAGGCUUAACCCUCAGAACUCAACAGCAAUCCUUACCGCCCAGAGCCCCCGGCUUAAGUUUCAAAGUUAUACACUCUUGGCCCAGCUAGCUAUCAGAGCUCACGGCCUAUCUAACUUUCCAACUUCACGCCCGAGCUUUGCCUUCAGGAUUCACUUCCUAACUCGCUCCCAAAGUUCACGACAUAGCUUCCGAAGCUCGUGCGCAGCUUUCUUUCGCUAUUCAUGUCCUGGCCUUCAGUAUUCAUUCUCUGAGCCUCAGGCUUCAGCCUUUUAGUUUCAGACUUCAGUUCACGUCUUAGCUUUCAGAGCUCAUGUCUGAAGUUUCAGAGCUCGCGCCUUUUUGCGGGGAAUGUGUUGCGGCUUGUGGGCUUGAAAGAUGUGAGAGAACAAGAGAGACCGGCGGCAGCGGCUGCGACGUCGCUGCACUUGUCGCGUCGAAUGGCUCAGAAAUAUCCCUCAAACAUCCCGGCUUCUCGCUUCGCGGGGUCCGGAUGAGCGCCGCGGGGACGCGGUGGCGCGGCGCGUCCCGUGAGCACAAACAAAGGCGGCGCGCUGCCCUCAAGGUUCAGGGCAGCGCUGGCGCAGUGCUGCGCCAGUUUGCGCAGUAGCGGGCUGCGCCUGCUCUGUUCUGGCUUGCACUGCGUCGCGCUGCACUGCGUUGCUUGGUGCGUGCAAUGCUGCGCCGCUCUUGUGCACCCCAGUAAACUCGCUAGCAAUCGGAGGCGCCCGGCGUCGCGCUGGGUGCAGAAUUCGGAAGGCUUGGCACAUCUGGGUCGCCCAGCGACCCAGUGUGCCCAGCGUGCCCAGCCCCACCACGUUGGCAGCCUCCCUCAUAUUAGACGGGUUUCGGGUUUGCUCGAGUUGCAGCGGGUUGCUCGGGUUGCUGAAGCGCAGGGGUUCCAAAUCUGGAACGGGUUGCCACGGGUUGCCAGGAGAGCCGUGGCUGGCCCAGCAAAAUGGGGUGAAGCUGGGCGGUAUGAAGGUAGGAGCAUCUGCACGCUCGAAGUGAAGAAAUGAAGAAGAGCGCAGCUCUUGCUUUUUGUUGUUGCUCAUGAAAGGGGGAGCCACGUGUGAGGGGCUCUGCAGCCUUUCAGGCUCUUGCUUUGUAGCGUGCGGGCGCGUGUUUGAAGCGAAAACAAGGAGCGCCGGCCCCUGCUCUCUGUUGUUUUUUUGAGGUGGGUGCCGCUGUGGUCGGUACGUGUGUCGUCUUCGAGUCGUUGGCGAUCUCUCCCUUUUUUCUUCGGGUGUGAGCGUGGCCAAUCAAUCUACUUGGGGGCUGAGAGCGAGUCUCCGUCCGCUGGCUUCGACGGGCGGCGUGUCCAGUCUUGGGUAUAGCAGUAAGUAGGCUGGAGGAGGUUGCUAAAUUGAAAUGGAUCGGCGCGCUAGAUCUUUAUAUGCGAGCGCAUCGCCAUCAGUAUGCAACUAGAACCACUUAGACGGCGUAAGUAGAUAGGGCGCCGCCGCUAGAUAUCUUACCCAUCUAGGUAGAUGCCACACUACUCAGCUGGGAGGCAGAAUAGGUGGCCGCACUUCCUUGGCAAGAUACAUAGGGCUAGUAAGUUGACUUGGUGGGGCCUUAACUUAAGGGCGCACUAAGAAGAAUGCCAAGGAUCAGAGACGCGGUGCGUGGUGUCGUGCGCUCUUGGUGAGGUCUCUAGUAGGGUCAUAAAUCUGCGCCCGAAGGGCGCCGCGCAAAAGAAUUUGGGUUGGCAACUCGAGCAACCUGAGCAACCCGGCCUGAUGUUGGUCAGGAAAGGCCUAACUCUAUUAAAGGAGUCUGCAGACACUGGGCUACGCUGGGCGGCAGGCUGGGCGGCCUCGCUAGGCAGGCUGGGCGGCAACGCGGGGCGCGCUGGGCUGGGCGGCAACGCUAGGCACGCUGGGCGGGCGCUUGGAUAGCACUUAGCGAACUUGAGGGCCACACAUUGAGCAUGCUGAGCCUGCGCGGUCGAUGGAUUUACUUGCGCCGCGGGGACGCGGUGCAGCGCGUCCCGUGAGGCCAAACAAAGGCGGCGCGCCGCCCGCAAGGUUCAGGGCAGCGCAUUAGCAGGCUGCGCGGCGCCUGCUCUGUUCAGGCUUGCACUGCGUCGCGCUGCUCGGUGCAUGCAAUGGAUUCUGCGCCGCUCCUGUGCACAACGGUAAACUCGCCAGCGUCGUUGGCCUUGGCUUACGCUAGACUAGCACUGCUGGCGGGGUUCUCAAGCGGACGCCUGACGGGCGCCCCGCAAUUGGAGACGCCUGGCGUGACGCUGGGCGCGGAAUGCGGCAGAUCUGGCACAUUUGGGUCGCCCAGCGACCCAGUGUGCCCAGCGUGCCCAGCCCAGCCAUGUUGGGCACCCUUAUAAACUGUUCUAUUAUAUAUUGUUCUAUUUUAUCGAGUAGGGCCUUCGUCUAAUAUCUGCCGCGAAUUUGAAGAGAAUCAGCCGCGUGGUUUCCAUCAUCGGGGCCUUGAGCCGUAUUCCGGGAAAAGCUAUACAAGCUAGGACUCGGGGGCUCGACUAGAUGACGAAUGUGAUUCAUUUCGCCUUGUGUGUGAUGUUGACACGAAGAGCAAUUUCUUGUUUGAUGUUGAUGUCAAGAACAUCACUUUGAGAAACUUAGUUUGUGUCGUGAUGAAGUUGAGCAAGAUGAAAAAGUGAGCAAAUGCUUCGACGUCCUCUAAGUUUCACGUACUCCUGCGCCAAACAUCUUCGGACGACUUAUGCGCUUUAUAAUCGUCUUUGACUCAUCGUGAAACUAAUUAUUAUUGCUCCUGCGACGGGUCACUCGAUCAAAGAGGCGAGCGCAUCACGACUCUGGUCGGCUUACCUAAUUGAUUGGCAAUAUCUUGCCUAGUCUACAACUAGAGAUGUUAUAUUUUUCUACAUGAUCUAUCUCUAUCAUACGUGGGGGAAGGAGACCAGGACGCAUGGUUGGUGUUACUCAUUGAGAGCGAAGAUGUGGGAACGUCGUUCCCAAGUAGAAAGGCCAAGGGGGAACGGAGUUCCCCCGUCGGAAUUCUGGUCAAUGAGUGAGAGCAUUCACAGGGCCGCCACGAGUCUAAAUCUUCCGAACUCCUGG